Molecule: messenger RNA, 3069 nt
Organism: Clarias gariepinus (North African catfish)
Lineage: Eukaryota; Metazoa; Chordata; Actinopteri; Siluriformes; Clariidae
Gene: sgsm3
Product: small G protein signaling modulator 3
Exons: 22
Coding region: 331-2586 (751 amino acids)
Molecular function (GO): protein binding
Source: RefSeq, a predicted model, not a curated record
GUAAACACGGCCCACACAGACACACACACACAGUUCCACCCCGAGUGUGUGAGCGCGCGCGCCGUGUGCUCCGUGUCUCUGCCUCAGGGACUAGAUCACCGCGGAGGAGCUGCAGCGCGUGCACCGCGGCCCCGUGACGCAAAACCUGUCAGAGCUAGAGCGUUAGCAUCAGCGGCUAACACACACAGAGCGGAUAAACACCUCGACUCAACACCGACAUUAACACUUACACACGGGCUGGAGGAGUGUGUGUGCAGCAUCGUGAACAGAGUGAUGUGAACCUGGCCUUGAAUCUCCUUUUUCUCUCUCUCUUUCACACACUCCUUCACCAUGUCAGGUAGUUACACUCCAGCUGCUGGUGGUCCUUUCUCUGCUCUCACGCCCAGCAUGUGGCCUCAGGACAUCCUCGCCAAAUACCACCAGAAAGAUCAAAAUCUGGAUUCAGAACCUCAGUAUGAUGAGUUUGGCUUCCGUAUCGACAGUGAAGAUGGGCUGGAGGCGUGUGAUUGGCUGCGUGGUGAUGGAGCUCCACAGAGAGAAGACCCCCAGCAGAGACUACGCUGGCAGGCCCACCUGGAGUUCACACAUAACCACACAGUGGGAGAUCUGACCUGGGACCUGAUCAGCCCCGCCCUCCCCCGCUCAGACCGCCUGCGGUCGCUCGUCCUCGCCGGGAUACCCCACAGCAUGAGACCCCAGUUAUGGAUGCGUCUGUCAGGAGCUCUGCAGAAGAAAAGGACUUCAGACAUUUCUUACAGAGAGAUCAUCAAGAACAGCUCUAAUGAUGAUACUACAGCAGCCAAGCAGAUAGAGAAGGAUCUCCUGCGCACCAUGCCCACUAAUGCAUGUUUCAGCACUCUGAACAGUGUGGGAGUUCCUCGUCUCAGACGGGUUCUCAGAGGACUGGCCUGGCUUUAUCCCGACAUCGGGUAUUGUCAGGGCACCGGCAUGGUGGUGUCGUGUUUGCUGCUGUUCCUGGAGGAAGAAGAUGCUCUGUGGAUGAUGUGUGCUCUGAUCGAGGAUCUGCUGCCUCCAUCCUACUUCUCCUCCACACUGCUGGGGGUCCAGACGGACCAGCGCGUCCUGCGUCAGCUCAUCAUACAGUACCUGCCCCGCCUCGACCGCCUGCUGCAGGAGCACGACAUCGAACUGUCCCUCAUUACACUGCACUGGUUCCUCACCUCCUUCGCCAGUGUGGUGGACAUCCGUGUUCUGCUCCGGAUCUGGGACCUGCUCUUCUACGAGGGUUCGAUCGUGCUGUUCCAGGUGACACUGGGCAUGCUAAAGAUCAAGGAAGAGGAGCUGGUGUCGUCAGAGAACUCUGCGUCCAUCUUCAACACGCUGUCGGACCUGCCGAGUCAGCUGGGGGACGGGGCGGUGGUCCUGGGCGAGGCGGUGAGACUGGCGGGGACACUCUCCCAGGACGCACUGGACGCUCAGAGACACAAACACCUCGCCUACAUCCUGGCUGAGGAGACACAGCUCAACUCCAACAACACACACACACUCAGCACCAGCAUCAACAAGGUGGUGCGGAGACAGAGUCUGCGCAGAAAGUCCACACUGAGCGCGCUUCUGUUCGGAGAGGACGAGGCCGAAGCGCUCAAAUCCAAAAACAUCAAACAGACCGAGCUGGUGGCGGCGCUGAGGGAAGCGAUCACACGCACUGCAGAGCACUUCCACUGCCUCGACCCCGACCACUGCACCACGGACCUGACUCCAGACUACUCCAUGGAGAGUCACCAGCGGGACCAUGAGAACUUUCUGGUGGUGUCCCGGAAUCGCAGGAGGCGGGCCAAAGCUUUACUGGAUUUUGAGCGGCAUGACGAUGACGAACUGGGAUUCAGAAAAAAUGACAUCAUCACAAUCGUGUCUCAGAAGGAUGAGCACUGCUGGGUGGGCGAGCUGAACGGCCUCAGGGGUUGGUUUCCAGCAAAAUUUGUAGAAAUCCUGGAUGAACGGAGUAAAGAGUAUUCCCUGGCAGGUGAUGACUCUGUAACAGAGGCUGUAACUGAUCUGGUUCGGGGAACGCUGUGUCCUGCUCUGAAGGCCAUUUUUCAGCACGGUCUGAAGAAGCCCUCUAUACUGGGCGGGCCCUGCCACCCCUGGCUCUUCAUCGAGGAGGCAGCGAGCCGGGAGGUGGAGAGAGACUUUAACUCUGUUUACUCCAGACUGGUUCUGUGUAAAACAUACAGGUUGGAUGAGGAUGGGAAGGUUCUCACCCCAGAGGAGCUCCUGUACAGAGCUGUACAGAGUGUUAAUAUGAGUCACGACUCCGCACACGCUCAGAUGGACGUCAAGUUCCGCUCACUCAUCUGUGUGGGAUUGAAUGAGCAGGUUCUGCACUUGUGGCUAGAGGUUCUCUGUUCCAGUAUCUCCGCAGUAGAGAAGUGGUAUCAGCCCUGGUCGUUCCUGCGCAGUCCCGGCUGGGUGCAGAUCAAGUGUGAACUCCGAGUUUUGUCCAAGUUUUCAUUCAGUCUCUCACAGGACUGUGAACUUCCUGCCAAAAAAGAGAAGUCUCCCGUUCUGAGGUCAGAAGUGGUGGACGUCUUGGUGCAGCAUCACCUCUUUAGUUGGGAUCUUUAGGAGAAGGAGCAGAGACCCCUGAAGGAGGGCGUCCAGGACAUGCUGGUCAAACAUCACCUGUUCAGCUGGGACAUCGAUGGAUAGACACAAACACACACACACAAAUAUAUAUAUAUAUAUAUAAGCUGUUUACAUGCCACUUUUGGUAUUUAAAUAAGUGUGUGUGUUGUAGUGUGUCUCUAUGACACCCCACUCACCCCCCCCCAACACACACACGCACGCAAGGUGAACACUAACACUGGAUGUAAAUGUAACAGGUGUGUCUUCUCGUCUCCUCGACCCCCCCCCCUACAGACAGGUGUGUGUGUGCUGUGUGUCAGGGUUACGGGGUCGAGUCGGGUCAGACACUUUAAUUAUAGUGAUGCUUCACCAGACUGUGUUCUAAUGGAGAACUAACAGGGCUGGAGAGCAUCUACUGUGUGUGUGUGUGUGUGUGUGUGUAUAAACACUGAUCAUGUAGAACUUAUUAAAUCUGUCAGAGCA